AUGCUCCACAUCGAAGUUCCAUCUUACAACAUGAGGAAACACACUCUCGCCCUCUUCCUCCUGCUCCUCACCUUUGCCUCCCAUGGGGCAUGGUGCACAGCAGCUGCGAGAAGCGCCAUGGCCGAGGAUGCAGCUCAUCAUCAUCUGACGCCUCAUCACCAUGGCAAGAGGUUGCUGGAGAUACAGACUCCCAGGAAGGUUGGGCACGCGACAGGUGGAUCUGGAGGGGGCAGCAGCGGCGCCGGCAAGAGCGGUGGCGGCGGCACGGACACAAGGCCACACAACAGCAAGAAUGGCGGUGCCAUGGCGCUGCCAGCUCAAGCAACCUCCGUCCUGGCGCUGGUUUUCACCACUACCGUUCUUCUCUCGGCGCUCAGCUUCUGA
Molecule: messenger RNA, 384 nt
Organism: Triticum turgidum subsp. durum (durum wheat)
Lineage: Eukaryota; Viridiplantae; Streptophyta; Magnoliopsida; Poales; Poaceae
Source: the annotation of a GenBank genome assembly